AUGACCAAGUUGAUAGCUGUUACAGGUGCCACGGGUAACCAAGGUGGCUCAGUUGCCAAGCUCCUCCUGCACCACCCAGAAGAAUAUCGAGUACGUGCCCUCACGCGAAACCCGGAUUCUGCAGCUGCCAGGGAACUUGCCGGCCUCGGGGCAGAGAUCGUUCGAGCCGAUCUAACGGUACCUUCGGACGUCCCACCGGCCUUGGAGGGCUGCUGGGGCGUAUUUGGAGUGACGAACUUUUACGAUACUGCAUGUACCUCCUAUAUCAUAAAGGAUGAUCCUGGCAGCGAAGAGCAGCAGGGAAAGCAUCUUGCAAAGGCCGCAUUGGACGCAGGCGUGCAGUGUUUUGUAUGGAGUACACUUCCUAGUUCGGAAAAGCUGUCCGAGGGUAAACUCGUUUCGCGCAUCUAUGAAGGAAAAUACCAUGUAGACGAGUAUAUCCGCGAAAUCAAUCUCCCAGGAGUAUUCGUCUACACGGGGACGUUCUACGAGAACCUCAUCUACAGAAACCACGUGAAGUAUGACAAGGAGCAAGACAUUAUUGAGUUUACGCAACCCAUAUUGCUACCAGAGACAAGAUUGGCUAUGCUUUACGUCGAGAAAGAUUUAUCUGCAAUCGUCAAAGCCAUCUUCGAUCAAUGGGAUACUAAACACGGAGAACUAAAUCACAAAUACCUAUAUGCCAUGAACACAAGGAUAGCACAGAGUGAAAUCUCCGAGGCGAUCGAGAAACUCUCCGGAAAGCACGUGAAAUAUACAGUCCUCCAAACGACUGGAGUACAGGAUCGCGACAUCAUGUUCCGCCUGUACAACCACGGGUACAUGUACAGAGGAGCGAGAAUCCCCGAUGAGAACGUGUUCAAGCUUCUCGGAGUGAAGUUUCAUGGCUUUGAGGAUUUCGGCAGAGACAAGCUCUUGCCGUACCUAGGAUUGGAGGUCGUGUCUGAGUAAAUUUAUGAGUGGGGAUGAUCAUUCCAGCUUUCAUAUGUGCAUGCAAAUUCUAUCUCUUCGAUUGUGGUUACCUAUCGAGCCGUAUCUAAUUUAAUUGCGAGCUUGGGAUGACUUUUGAUUCGAGGCUGUUGAACCGUAUUCCUUUUCUUAGACUUGGAUUUACAACACAAAAUUUCCCAAAUCAUAAUAUGUCGUAGCGCCACUGGGGGCUUUCUAUACAUAUCUCCUCUGAUAUGCAUCCUACUCGCC
Molecule: messenger RNA, 1200 nt
Organism: Paecilomyces variotii
Lineage: Eukaryota; Fungi; Ascomycota; Eurotiomycetes; Eurotiales; Thermoascaceae
Product: NAD(P)-binding protein
Exons: 6
Coding region: 1-951 (316 amino acids)
Source: RefSeq, a predicted model, not a curated record